CGCGAUUCGCUCUAGAAGCUAUAAAGUAAUCCGCCGGUGAGCGGAACGCACGGAAUCGGGCCCCGCGUGCGAUGCUGGUAGCAGCGAUGGCUGACGAAAUAUCGAGGGAUACGUUGUUGGAUCGCGUGAAGAAACAGGGCGAGGUAGUGCGACGGUUGAAAGCCGCGAAGGCCAACAACACGCAGGAAUACAGAGAGCAGUCUGAUAUAAAUAUUGAAUUAAAAAGCUUAAAUGAUGAUUUUGCGGAUGUCAGCUAUGUCUGUGGUUGGUACCCAACGUCUAAAGACACUGAACUAUAUGAUACAUUAUGUGUCGUCCUUAACGAUGAGCUUGUAAGGUGGCCACAUCUGAACAGGUGGCAUAAUAACAUGAAAAGCUUUGCUCAGGAAGAACGUCUAAUGUUUCCUACUGCAGAAGUACCACUCACUUCUCUAGCAGAAACGAUUGAACGACUAAAGAAUACUUGCUAUAUUAGCAAAAAUAUGCUAGACGAAAAGAUAGAGCAGGAAGUCGCCAAGUUGUUGGAACUAAAAGCACAAUUGGGAGAGGAGAAUGGUUGCCCUCACAAACUCAUCCUCAAAACGCCAAAAGGCACGAGGGAUUAUAAUCCGGAGCAAAUGGCGCUGCGAUUGGGAGUACUGGAGAAGAUAAUAUCAGUAUUCAAACGUCAUGGCGCUGAAACAAUAGAUACGCCUGUAUUUGAGCUAAAAGAUGUUUUAACUGGUAAAUACGGUGAAGACUCCAAGCUCAUCUAUGAUCUGAAGGAUCAAGGUGGCGAGAUCCUUGCACUUAGAUAUGAUUUGACAGUUCCUUUUGCAAGGUAUCUAGCCAUGAGCAAGAUCUCUUCUAUUAAGAGAUAUCACAUUGCUAAGGUCUACCGGAGAGAUAAUCCAGCCACAACGAAAGGCAGAUACAGGGAAUUUUAUCAGUGUGAUUUUGAUAUUGCCGGCCAGUACGACUCGAUGUUACCAGAUGUAGAGUGCAUUCGGGUCGUGUGCGAAGCGUUGGAAGUUUUGAAUCUGGGACCAUACUUAAUUAAAGUGAAUCAUAGGUCUCUCCUAGAUGGUAUAUUUGCUGCAUGCGGUGUGCCGCAUAAUCAAUUUCGCGCAAUCUGCUCCGCCGUGGAUAAGCUGGACAAGAGCCCUUGGGAGGAAGUGAAAACAGAAAUGACGGAGGAGAAAGGAUUAGACGAACACAUCGCCGAUAAGGUCGGCAAAUAUGUCUCGCAAUCCGGCGGGGUGGAACUAAUAGCAGAAUUGAGAAAAGACAAAGAACUGAUGAAACAAACCGUUGCCGUGCAAGGUUUAGAUUCCAUGGAAUUGUUGUUAAAGUACUGUGGUAUCUACAAAAUUCUGGAUAAAAUCAAAUUUGACUUGAGUCUCGCAAGGGGGCUUGACUAUUACACGGGUGUUAUUUACGAAGCUAUAUUGUGCGGAGACGAUGUUGGUGUUGGUAGCAUAGCAGGCGGUGGCCGUUACGAUAAUUUAGUGGGAAUGUUUGACAGCAAGAAUAAAAAUGUACCUUGCGUUGGUGUGUCGUUGGGUGUGGAACGAAUAUUCAGCGUUAUGGAGGCAAAAUUGGCAAACAAGGGUCUAAAAACGCGUACUGCUGAAAUUGAGGUAUUCGUGGCGAGCGCACAGAAAAAUCUGCACGAGGAGAGAAUGAAGAUAUUGGUGGAUUUGUGGGAAGCUGGCGUGAAAGCGGAACAAUCAUACAAAAAGAACGCAAAACUUUUGGCGCAAUUGCAGCAUUGUGAGGAGAAUGGCAUCCCAUUGGCAAUAAUCAUCGGAGAAGGUGAACUGGCAAAGGGUGAAGUUACAUUGAGAGUGGUGUCGACGCGACAGGAAACCCGCAUAUCACGUAGCAAUCUCGUCGAGGAAAUACGAAAGCAGCUAGAAACAUUAUCGUAGCACAUUCGUAAUCUUCUCGUUAUUAAAAAGAGAGUUACGUCAAUACAAAAAAAAUAUUUAUAUUGCAUUUAGUUUCAUUUCAAUCCACGUGCCGGAAAGUUAUUUAUUAGAUUUAUUAGAUUUUUGUAUGAGUUUAUUUGUAUUAUCUCGGCACGAUGGAUCAUUACCGUCGAGUGAUAAACUUCUUGUCACCGAUAGAUGCUAAUUGUGAAAUCGUACAAAUGAAUGCAUGAGGAAGUGUAACGACGCUUUACUUAUGUAUAAGCAUAUAGACAAUUUUUCAGGGAUAUAAUCCUUUAACCGAAUUUUUCCGGAUAAGAUCUGGAAUUUAACUGGACUUUAAUUUAAUUAAUUAAUUCACAGCUACCGCUCCAGACACCAAAUACAUCUUUAUAAUUUAUUCUGCAAGAACUUGUCAAUAAAAUGUUAUAAAUUUCGU
Pogonomyrmex barbatus (red harvester ant) is the source of this 2349-nucleotide messenger RNA. It is a transcript of the gene HisRS, whose product is annotated as histidine--tRNA ligase. Gene Ontology annotation, cellular component: mitochondrion; cytoplasm; cytosol. Gene Ontology annotation, biological process: mitochondrial translation; histidyl-tRNA aminoacylation. The record is from RefSeq and is a predicted model, not a curated record. NCBI's taxonomy places the organism in Eukaryota, Metazoa, Arthropoda, Insecta, Hymenoptera, Formicidae. Gene Ontology annotation, molecular function: RNA binding; histidine-tRNA ligase activity; ATP binding.